AUGUUUCACUCGAGCACACAGCGAAAACACUGGACGUUUGCAAAUGAAAUCGAAUUGACUGGUAUCCGUGAAGAAGUAAAUAAUGCUUACUGUCAACGGUUCCGCGAAAACCCUUCAACGAAGAAAGAUGUCAACUUUCUCACUGUUGAAGAGGAAAGAAGUUUGAUUGAGUACUAUCAAUUAGUUUUGAUCGAAGUUUGUGAUAAAUUUAAGCCUCCUGUACCCAACGCUGUGACAGCAACAGCCGUAGCUUAUCUGAAGCGCUUUUAUUUGAAAACAUCGGUCAUGGAUCACCCUCCCAAGGAGAUGUUUUUGGUGUGUUUGUAUAUGGCGUGUAAAGUGGAAGAACACAACGUGUCUGUGGACAAAUUUGUAGAAAUUCUACCACCUGAUCGAAGAGAGAAGACCAAAGACUUUAUCCUAGCUCAUGAGCUACUACUUAUGCAAUGUCUGAACUUCCAUUUGACAGUACACAACCCGUACAGACCCAUGGAGGGAUUUAUCAUUGAUCUUAAAACAAGAUGCCCUAAGUUAGGAGACCCAGAAAAAUGGCGUUCUUCUGCAGAAGAAUUCCUUCGCAAAGCGCUGUUGACCGAUGUUUCAUUACUUUUCUCGCCAUCUCAGAUUGCCUUAGCGGCACUCUUCAGUGCAUCAAAAGGAGUUAUAGGCUCUUACAUCGGGGAGAAUCUUGGAGAACAUCAAAAGCAUGUUCUGAGUCAAAUUCAACAGUUAGUCACCAUGGUGACCUCUAAAGUUAAAUCUUCACCGAGUAAAGAACAAGUGAAAAGUCUAGAGCUGAAAUUAAAAGGCUGUCGCAACCCUGAAAACAAUCCUGACAGUAAACUGUUUAAGAAAAAGAAAAUGGACAAGGAAAAAGCUAUGGAUGAGAGCUUUUAA
Porites evermanni is the source of this 897-nucleotide messenger RNA. Lineage: Eukaryota; Metazoa; Cnidaria; Anthozoa; Scleractinia; Poritidae. The record is from the annotation of a GenBank genome assembly.